GCGAGCGCUGGUGCUGGGAACGAGUUUGCUGCUGUUUGCGAGUGUGUGCAUGUGUGUGUGAGCGUUCGCGCGCGUGUUUGUGGAUAACCGAAAGCGGAAGCGGAAGCGAGAGAGCGACCGAGCGAGUGAAGUUUGGUGGCGAGCGAGAGAGCGAGAGCGGUGCAUCGAGAAAGCAGAAGCAGUAGAGAGAGAGAGAGAGAGGGAGAGGAAAAAACAAGUGCUCGUCGUGUACCUUGUGCGGUGCUCGAAGGAUCAAAGAUCGAUUGCCUGCCUGGCCCAGUAAUACGGGCGUGUGUGUGUUGUGUGGCCGUGUGUGAGAGAGUGUGUGUGAGUGUUUGUGAAGAAAAGCUGCGAACCAGCACAGGUGCGAUCGUCGCGCGCGCGUUCGACAGGACUGAACGGACCACUGCCAAUUCAGAGUCAGCACAGCAUUAGACAGAGUCAGCAGCAGCAGCAGCAGCAGCAGCCAUGGCCGACAAAAAGGUAGCGGAACAGUACUAUGCCCCGCCGCCCAAGCUGGGCAAAUGGGAAGGAUUUAGGACGUUCCUGUGGAACAGCGAAACCAGCCAAUGCCUUGGCCGCACCGGAUCGAGCUGGGCGAAAAUCCUCUUCUUCUAUGUGUGCUUUUAUGCUGCCCUGGUCGGAUUCUUUGCCGCGAUGCUGGCCGUGUUCUGGCAGACGCUCGACAUGCAGAUGCCUAAAUAUCAGCUUGACAGUUCGCUGAUUGGAUCGAAUCCAGGUCUGGGCUUUCGACCAACACCGCCAGAGUACCAGAAUGUGGAGAGCUCGUUAAUCUGGUACAAAGCUUCCGACAAUGGAAACGUUGGGAUCUGGACCAAACUAAUCGAUGAUUUUCUGGAGCCUUACACGCUAGAGGAAGACAACCGCGUCGAUUGCUCGUUCGACAAUCCGCCGCCGGAGGGCAAGGUUUGCAAAGUUCCUAUGACUAACUGGUCUCCGUGCGUCAAGGAAAAUCAAUACAACUUUAAAAAGAAGAGCCCGUGCAUAUUCUUGAAGCUGAACAAGAUCUAUAACUGGGUCCCAGAUAUGUACAAUACCUCGACCAACUUGCCGGAGAAAAUGCCCGAUGAUCUGAAGGAGCACAUCCGCGGAGAGGAAGCCCGAGGAAACAAGAACACCAACGUGGUUUGGGUCUCCUGCUCCGGUGAAAAUCCUGCCGAUAAUGAGCACAUCGGUGCCAUUCAGUACAUCCCGCGUCGCGGAUUCCCUGGAUACUUCUUCCCGUACAAGAACGUUGAUGGAUAUCUGCCACCAGUAGUAGCAGUCUACUUCGAAAAACCAAGAGA
This is a messenger RNA of Anopheles merus, 1307 nucleotides long. Its product is annotated as sodium/potassium-transporting ATPase subunit beta-2-like. The transcript has 6 exons. Gene Ontology annotation, molecular function: ATPase activator activity. The record is from RefSeq and is a predicted model, not a curated record. Gene Ontology annotation, cellular component: sodium:potassium-exchanging ATPase complex. NCBI's taxonomy places the organism in Eukaryota, Metazoa, Arthropoda, Insecta, Diptera, Culicidae. The annotation marks the transcript as partial. Gene Ontology annotation, biological process: potassium ion import across plasma membrane; sodium ion export across plasma membrane; intracellular potassium ion homeostasis.